AUGAUAUAUCUUUAUAAAAAUUAUUAUAUAUUUUGUAUUAAAUAUAACUUUAACUUAUUACUAUAUAUUUUUCUAUUAUUAUGUUGUUUUUUUAAUUUAUCAUUAUCUGAAAGAUGCCCAUUAUUUUUUGGAGCUUAUGAAUGUCCAAAAAAUUAUACAUGUAUAAAUGGAAAUUGUCAAAAAGAUGGUAUAAUAUCAAAGACAUGUGAUAAUGUUGUUUGUGAUGAUGACUUCAAAUGUUUUAAUGGUGUUUGUUGGCCUGUUGAAGGUCUUCCAUGUGAUAGAAAUACAUUAGUUGAUAAAGAUGUAGCUAAUGCUAUGACAUCAGAUUGUGGUAGCAAAGGAAAAUGUAUUAGUGGACGUUGUAGAAUUGAUCAUUGUUGGAAUGUGGUUUGUCAAGAAGAUGAAAUGUGUAGAGGUGGAAAAUGUUACAAAAUUGUUGAUAAUUUUUGUUGGAAUUCAUUUAAUUGUGGACCACGUUUUAAAUGUGUUAAUAAUAAAUGUAAAAUUAUUGAUGAAUUACCAAGAGAAAAAUGUAAUUGUGAUCCUGGAAUGAUUUGUAAAAAUGGUCAAUGUAUGAUGCAAGAUAAUUGUGUUAAUAUUGCUUGUGAAGCAGAAGAAGUAUGUAUAGAUGGUGUUUGUAGUAGUUUAUUAGGAACAAAAUGUGCAUAUAAUGGUGAUUGUGGAGAUGUUUUAAUUUGUAAACAAGGUAUUUGUGUUGAAGAUUUAGAAUGCCGAAAUAAGUGUCCAUAUGAUAAUGUUUGUAGAGAAGGUUUAUGUUCAAAUAUUCAAGGAUUAUUAUGUGAAGAAAAUUCAUGUUCCGAGGGGUAUGAAUGUAUUAAUGGUGAAUGUUUAAAAAAUAAUUGCAUACAUACAGUAUGCCAAAUUGGAGAAAGAUGCGAUAAUGGAUUAUGUAUUCGUGUUGAAGGUUCAUUUUGUUCACAUGCUCCAAGAGAUUGUGGUCCAUUAUUUAAAUGUAUAAACGGAGUUUGUCGAGAUUUUAUUAAAGAUAUGAUGAUUCAAUAA
This is a messenger RNA of Strongyloides ratti, 1026 nucleotides long. RefSeq lists its product as hypothetical. The transcript is spliced from 2 exons. The record is from RefSeq and is a predicted model, not a curated record. The coding region runs from base 1 to 1026 and encodes 341 amino acids. NCBI's taxonomy places the organism in Eukaryota, Metazoa, Nematoda, Chromadorea, Rhabditida, Strongyloididae.